Closterium sp. NIES-65 is the source of this 1059-nucleotide messenger RNA. NCBI's taxonomy places the organism in Eukaryota, Viridiplantae, Streptophyta, Zygnematophyceae, Desmidiales, Closteriaceae. The record is from the annotation of a GenBank genome assembly.
AUGAGCAGUGCACCGGGCGGCAUCACAACGGCUCACUCACAUACCCAGUACAUUCUUUCUCCCCCACCACUCCCCCCCCAACCCUUCCGCCCCUCCUCCUUCCAGAGUCUCUCGUCCCUCGGUCUUCUCUACUGUGCUGUCCCAAAAGCCGCUUGCACCAGCUGGAAGAUUUGGUUCCGGCAGCAACGCAACGACUCAGACGCACACAACGCCCGAACCACGCACCUCCCUGCACGCUCCCACCUCCCGGUGCUCUGGUUCGGCAUGACCGAGCCUGAGGCGAUACGGGCGGUGACGCGGCGCGACCUGGUUCGGUUUGUGUUUGUGCGGGAUCCGUUCUCGCGGGUGGUGUCUGCUUUUGUCAACAAGCACGUGCAGGCAGAGAGUGGGGGGUGGGGCAAGAGGCGGUUCUGGUCCCUGGUUUUCUUUCAGCAUCUCUUCUGGACCAGCAACACCACCCACCGCCCCUUAGGCUGGAGGGACCUGCUCUCUACACACCUCGCCUCCCUCUCGCCUUUCUCCUCCUCUUCCUCUGCCUCCUCUUCCUCCGCCUCCUCUUCCUCCUCCUCCUCCCCCUCCCAUCCCUCCACACCAGCACUCUCUCUCCACACCAUGCUGCGGCUGCAAGCAGGGGGCAAACUGUCAUUUGAGGAGUUCAUGGCUCUGGUCGAGGCAGCAAGGGAGGCAGAUGGAGAGCAUUUGAUGGACAACCAUAUAGCGCCGCAGGUAAUUGGGAGGACGCAGGUGGGAGGAAAGAUAGAGUCGCUGCUCUGCGGGUUGAACCAUAUCAAGUACCACUUUGUAGGCCGCUUUGAGCGCAUGGAGAGGGAUAUGCCGGCGCUGAUGGCGCUGCUGGGGAGGCAACCCGGGGACGCGUUUGCCUUUGGGAAGAGUGUUCACUUCACCAACUCGUCGCACCGGCUGUCAGAGAUGUUCCGAGACAAGGAGACAUACAUGAGGGUAAAGCGAGUGUACUCUAUGGACAUGCGCUCAUCGCUCAACAGAAUCCACUAUGAGCCUCCCCCUGAGCUUGCUACUAGGUUUGAAGCAGCACAUUAG